AUGACAGGUUUGGCCCCUUCGAGCCAGUACGUCUUCCGGGUUCGGGCUUUGAACGUCUCAGGCUGGUCGCCGUGGUCUGCUCCUUCGGAUCCUGUGUGCACCAUGGAUGCGCAAAGUAGCGAAGAGAUUAUGUCAGCAGUGUUCCGACACUUCGGAACGGUUGGAGCUGCUUUCCGCGCGUUUGAUCGAGACAGGGAUGGCCUGGUGAGCAGAGAGGAAUUUGUCACAAGCCUUGGUCUCACAAAGUACCGCUUAGGCUUGGUUUCGUUGGAGCAGCGAGCGCAUCUCUUCUGUCGGGCCGAUCGCGGUGGGAGUGGAUUCCUGUCUUAUCCUAACUUCGCCUCGUUAUUUGGCAGAGCCUCUUCGAGGCGGCCGCAUCGUCGCUCAUUUUCACAGGAUACUUCAGCUUCACAAGAUGGCCUGUGCGGGCCUGCAAGAGCGGGCAUGCGGCGGUGGAGCCAGGUGACACCUCAAUGCUUGAACGAGCGUUUACAACAAGCGAGCUGCAUAGAAGUCCUCGCAUGCAGUGGCAGCCAAUCUGGUUCCUGCAACUCGUCAAGGGCAAGUAGUCCAGCACUCCGACGGACAGAUGUGGAAGGAACCACUCAACCACUGAGGGACCGUGCAGAUCUUGAAAACCGUGACACUUUGCACCGGUGUUGCCUCACGUGCUCUCCAACCAAGCUGCCCACCAUGGACUACCAUGGGGAAGCGUUGCCGGCAUUGCCUUUGCUGGGGGCAGCUCGAGCACCAACUCCUGACAGAUAA
Durusdinium trenchii is the source of this 768-nucleotide messenger RNA. Lineage: Eukaryota; Dinophyceae; Suessiales; Symbiodiniaceae. The record is from the annotation of a GenBank genome assembly.